AUGGAGGACGAUGAAGCAAAGCUUGAAGAAAAAUAUCCUGAUGAAAGAAGAGAAGAAGAAGAAAACGAUUGUCCCUCGCAUCAUCCUCCACCUCCACCUGAUGAGUUGUUUGACAUUUCGACUACAGUUGAUCCUAGCUACAUAAUCUCACUGAUAAGGAAACUCCUUCCUAUCGAUUCGGGCAGUGAAGAAUGUGUUCGAAGCACCGAGGAACGGCAUAGCGAUCAUAUGAAUGCAAAUAAUGUGGCUCAAGGUGUUGUAGCUCUGUCUGGAAAUGGGUUUGUGGACACUUCCAAUGGUAAUCCAGAGAGCAUGGACAUUGGAGGUAACAGUAACGAAUCCAGUUCCGAGGAGAGGGACAAGGUGAGCUCAUGUCGGGAAGGUUGGUCAUCAAUGGAAGAGGCAUGGGAAGAUCAUGGCUGCGUUUUGUGGGAUCUUGCCGCCAGUAGAACUCAUGCUGAGCUAAUGGUACAGAACCUAAUUUUAGAAGUGCUUCACGCAAACCUUAUGGUCUCAAAAUCUACACGCAUUCGGGAAAUCUGUCUCGGGAUUAUUGGAAACUUGGCUUGCCAUGAAGGUCUGUUGAAACGUAUAGAGUCUACAACCGGACUCGUCAAUGUACUUGUGGGGCAGAUGAUUCUAACCUCGGGUCUCUAUGGGGCUGGGUGCACUCUCUGGGCCGAGUGUUUGCAGUCUGAUGAUAUACUCCGCCGUAUUUUGUGGAUUGCAGAAAAUACCUUGAAUCAUCAUCUUAUUGAAAAGAGUGUAGGGCUUUUGCUAGGUAUCAUUGAAGGCCAACCAGAGGUUGAGCAGCUAUUGAUCCCUCCACUAAUGACUAUGGGGUUGACGAGUCUCUUGAUCAAUCUUCUUUCCUUUGAAAUGAGCAAGUUGACUAGAGAAAGAAUCCCAGAAAGGUACCCUGUCCUUGAAAUUAUCCUCCGAGCUAUUGAAGCUCUUUCUGCUUCAGAUAGCCAUUCUAAAGAGAUUUGCUCUAGCAAAGAACUUUUUCAACUAGUCUGUGAACUUAUAAAACUUCAGGACAAAGCUGAGGUGGCAGCAUCUUGUGUUACCGCUGGAGUUUUGAUCGCAAAUAUUCUGUCGGAAACAGUCGAUUUUAUUCCAGAAGUGUCGCAAGAAUUUUCUUUCCUGGAAGGUUUGUUCAGUACUUUACCAUUUGCCUCGGAUGACAUAGAAGCAAGAAGAGCUCUUUGGAGUGUUAUUGCGAGGUUACUUGCCAGAGUUAAUGAGUCUGAGAUAAACACACUCUGUCUGAGUCAGUACGUAUUGGUUUUGCUAAGCAACUCGGAGAUUAUAGAAGAUGAUCUUCUCGAUGUCCAACUAGAAGAUUCAAAAUCAGGCGCGAGAACAAUGGCUCAACAACAGAUACAGAAGAUUGAAUCAGUACUGAGCAAUUGGAAUAUUCGCAAAGAGAACUUACAGGAGGAAAGCAUGAAUGGGGACUGCUCUGUAAACAAAGCUGAUGUCAAAAGGCUAUCAGAUUGCUGUCAAAGAUAUAUCAAUUGUAGAUCGAUUGAAGGGUCCUCUUAA
Molecule: messenger RNA, 1548 nt
Organism: Thlaspi arvense
Lineage: Eukaryota; Viridiplantae; Streptophyta; Magnoliopsida; Brassicales; Brassicaceae
Source: the annotation of a GenBank genome assembly